AUCAUACGGAAGCAAGAGUGAGGGAGAGUACCAAAAUUUGUAGUGCCACACUCUCGUAAGGGCUCAUGGUUUAUGGUUACUGUUUGUAAGGGAGUGUGGCCCUACAAAGUUGGUACUCUCCUUCACUCUUGCUCCCGUCUGAUGGCACACGUAGAACAAGCUUGGAAAACGACAAAAGGACGCGAGUCCAUGACGUAGUAAAGUCGGCCAUAUUGCGCUUUGCAUAUUUGAUAUAUAUAUAUAUAUAUCGCACUCAGAAUAGAAAAACCAUAACCUCGUUAUAGAAUUUUCUUAUACAUUUUGGAGCAGUGCAUCGCAUUAUACUUAUACGGAUUUUUCUACGGCCAAAGUAUAUAUCAGUGUGCAGUCAUGUCGUAAUAAAAGCCGGAAUCGACUUUGCAUCUUUUAUAAGAAAUUUCGCUGUACGUUAUUUUCGUAAAUUUAUAUGCUGUAACGGUAUAAAUAUAGGUAUAGAUACAGUGGAACUAUUUGACAUCAAUUCAUGCAAACAAGUUUUUAGAAAUAAAUGGCUGGCAAAAUUGUAAUGAAAGAAUUAUCAUGAUGGCCAUCAUGGUGCUGUGAAUUUUUGCUCAGUUAUUUCUAUGGCAUUCGGUAAACAUUGUUUCCGCAAAGAGUAACUACUUUUAGAGCUCAACAUUUUUCAAAGACCAAUAUGAUUGUGAUAUUACGAUUAGGAUUACAAAAUAUAAGGAACAAAUUGUAAAUAGAAUAUACUGCUUCACAUAGCAAACCGACAUUAAAAAGUAUUAUUUUUUUAUAUCAGUAUUUCCUUUGAUUGAUACAAUUUUACAACAUGCAAAUGAAUUUACUGCAAGAAGUGUACAAUGGUAACAUAGAACGUAUAAAAGAAAUAAUAGAGAAAGAAAGUGUACCAAUUGACAGCAAAUGGUCAGAUUACAUGCUUUUGAGGUAUGCUCUUUGGCGGGAACAAAAAGAAAUUGCUAAAUUGUUGAUUGAAAAAGGCUGUAGAAUAAAUAAAACGACUAAAUCUUCGUCGAAUACACCACUUCACAUUGCUGUCAAACAGGAAGAUGUUGAAAUUGUGAAAAUUCUCUUGAACAAGGGAGCUUCGGUAGAAUCUAGGAAUCACAAUGGUGAAACACCAUUGCACUUUGCAGCUAAAACUAAAAAUGACGAAAUUAUUGACUUAAUACUUACGAAAAUAAAUAGUACUGUAAAUGCUAAUUUCGUAGAGAGAGGUGGUUUAAGGAAAUUACAUAUUGCAUGUAUGAGAAAUGAUCCAAGUGCUACGGAAAAUUUGUUGAAAUCUGGAGCAUCAAUAAAUGAUCCUGUUGUUUUGACUUCACCAUUUUGGCCUAGUUACACACCUCUGCAUUUUGCAGUGGAAUAUGAGCGCACAGACAUUGUAGAGUUACUCUUGCAAUAUGGUGCAGACAUAGGAGCAACUAACUCAAAAGGCUUGACACCACUUCACCUGGCUGUAGAAAUAAAUAAUAUAGGUAUCAUUGACUUAAUUUUAGCAGCACAUGCGAAUUUCCAUAAAAAUAUCAACCCCAAAGAUCACAGAGGAUUUUCACAUUUUCACACUGCCUGUAUGAGAAAUGACGCAAGUGUUGUUGAAGGUUUUCUUCAACGUGGUGUUGAAAUCAACAUAACAGUGAAUACAGAUUCUGUGCUUUGGUCUGGUUACACACCCUUGCAUUUUGCUGUUCAACAUGACUGCACUGAGAUAGUACAGCUGCUCCUAAAUUUUGGAGCAGACAUUAGUGUGAAAAAUUCUAAAGGAAUGACUCCACUGCACUUUGCUAUUCAGAGUCAGAAUAAGAAAAUAAUCGACGCAAUCCUAUCUGCACAUCGUACCUGUUAUAAAAAUAUCAAUCCUAUCGAUGAUAGAGGAUUCUCUCAUUUUCAUGCCGCUUGUAUGAGAAAUGAUCCAAGCAUUGUGCAAGGUUUUAUACAGAAUGGUGUGGAGAUUAAUUGUCCUGUGAACGCGGAUUCCCCAAAUUGGCCAAACUAUACCCCUUUGCACUUUGCAGUGGAAAACAAAUGUGUAGAAACAGUUGAGCUGCUUCUGAUGCAUGGUGCUAACGUAAGUGCAAGGGAUAACAAGGGAAUGACACCCCUACAUUUAGGAAUUAUUCAUCGUUAUGAAAGAAUUGUGGAGAUGCUGUUGAACAGUGGAUCUGAUGGAAAUGUUAAAACAAAAACUGGGAUGACACCUCUGCACAUGGCUGUGGAAAGAGGUAUUUUUGAAAUUGUUGAAAUUCUGGUCCAGCAUAAUGUAGAUGUAAACUCAGUUGAAAACCUAAAAUUGUCCACCCCAUUACAUCUUGCAUCUCUCUACAGACAUUUUAAAAUUGUUGAUCUACUUUUAAAAUCUGGAGCUGAUGUGAAUGCACGGGAAAGGGAUGGAAAAACGGCACUUCAUACAAUGGCUUUACGAGAUCCCAAAAGGGAACUAGACAUGGAAUUAGUGAAAUCGUACAGUGACAUAAUAACUGCACUUUUGGAAUCUGGCUGCGAUGUUGAUUCACAAGAUUCUUAUGGAAGAACACCUUUGCACAUGAGUUGCUUAUAUCGUAAUUUAGCAGGUGCCUAUGCACUUCUUUAUCACGGGGCCGACAUAAAUAUUGAAGAUACUAUUGGCAAGACUCCUAUAUGCUAUUGCAUGCAUGUAUUCCACAACAUUUACUACAUCUUCCAGGAUCACAUUGAAAAGCUCAGGUUCAUUAAUUUUCCUGUGAGUGAAAAAAAUGAGAGCUGUGUCUUAAAGUUGAAAGGCACUUACAAAAGGUUAAAGAGAAAAUGGAAAGACGUCGAGCGUGAUGACGAAUUUUCUACAAUUUGUGCGGAUGAACUGAAUAGAAUGAAAAGUGUGAGAAUAGAUAAUUAUUCGUCAUUGUAUAAUAUUAUAUUCAAAGGCGCUAACGAGAUGGCGUCGCACGUCAGAAAUGAAACCCUCAAACAAAUUGUGGAAUCGAGUGACUUUGAUAAAACGUUUUAUUUGUACGGCUAUUUAAUUAAGUUACAAAUCAAGAGAGGUUUAGCGAGAGAAAAACUGAUGAAGCCAGCUUUAGAGGCUCUAGAAUCUAUAACUGGAAUAUCUUUACCUGCUGGAUGCGCUGAAACGAUUUUGAAAUAUUUAAUCAAUGAUGAAUUAAAGGAUUUAAUCCGAGCUAAAUUAUGAUUUAGGAACGAGUACAAAUAAAAUUUAUAGUUUCAUGGAUGAAAAAUCUUCUUUUUUAGCUCGUCUAUAUAUACAUACCAUGUACAUAAAACAUUAUAAAUCAAUUUAUUGAAUGAAUGAAAUUUAUUACGACGUUUUGCAGUUUUUAAAAAUUUGAUGAAUUUGUAUACAUAUAAAAGUAAGAUUUUUAAGUUUUCAUACAGCAGGUGCAUAUGAAGAAAUAUAAUUUGAGUACAGGUCUUGGUCGUACUAUUCUCGUCGGAAAAAUUUAAUUUGUAGUUAUUCGCAAAUCAUGAUCAAGAAAAAAUUUUUUCUUAUAUUUUGAAAAUUAUUAUACAUGGGUUCUACAAAAUGUAAAGAACAAACAAAUUAUUCUACUACAUCAUGACUUAAGAGUUUAAAUUUUGAACGAAUCAAGAAAAAAUGAUAAGACUUAUAGAUUUAUUUCAGAUAAAUAAAAUUACUGGAUUAAAUAAUACACAAUUUAUUUAUCACAUUGAAUUCUAGAAUAAUCUGUAAUAGAAAGUAUGUUUCUUUAAAAUAAAGAAAUCAAUUUGUUUUGUAAUGUUUAUAUUGUAAUAUUUUAAUAAAGAAUAUACUAUUAUUUUUAUGUACAUCAAAAAU
This is a messenger RNA of Nasonia vitripennis (jewel wasp), 3793 nucleotides long. RefSeq names its product putative ankyrin repeat protein RF_0381. Lineage: Eukaryota; Metazoa; Arthropoda; Insecta; Hymenoptera; Pteromalidae. Gene Ontology annotation, molecular function: protein binding. The transcript has 5 exons. The record is from RefSeq and is a predicted model, not a curated record. Gene Ontology annotation, cellular component: nucleus; cytoplasm. The coding region runs from base 815 to 3169 and encodes 784 amino acids.